This is a messenger RNA of Danio rerio (zebrafish), 3725 nucleotides long. The record is from RefSeq and is a predicted model, not a curated record. NCBI's taxonomy places the organism in Eukaryota, Metazoa, Chordata, Actinopteri, Cypriniformes, Danionidae.
AGAGCUAGCUGCCGGCUUCUGAGAACCAAAUAAAGGACUUUUUUUAUUUACAGAACAUCUCACAGAUAUCGACCAUCAGUCCAUUUUGGAAAUCUUUGGGAUGUAAUACUUUUUAUUUACUUUAUUAUUGUUUUUAUUUCAGAUAAUGUACGUUUCUGGUAGAACAUCCCAUAUUUUAACUCAAUAAGCCAUGAAGGGAUUGCAAUAAGUGUCCUUUUACCUUUUUAAGAAUCUAAUUAACAGUAUUUUAACUCUAAAACUGAAGACGGCUUUUUGUCCACAUUAGUAAUUGUUUUUGUUUUGGUAUUUUAAUUUGGCGCGUUUUUGUUUAUCCGCCCUUGCUCCCGCCUCGCCGUGAUGACGUCAGCGCUGACGCUUUCAUUCAGCGUCGAGUCUUCAGAGCUGAGCUCGUCCUUCAGUUCUGCUUUAAAUACUGUAGUAUUUCCAUCAGUCUACAAGUAAAGACGAGCAUUAAACCAUCAGGAAGAAGAGAAAUCUGCGACGACGGAGUUUAUUGAAGGACAGUGAGAAGAUGAGUGAUCCAGAACCCUGCAGAAUUAAACAGGAAGACACUGAAGAACUAAUAGAUGUGAAGGAGGAGAGUGAAGAACUGAGUGAAGAUGAGGAGAAACAUCAGGUCAAAAGUGGAGAAGGAACUCAAUCAGAGCCUGAACAGUUACCUUCUCUGCAAACAAACACCAACCACAACCUGAUGGUGAAGAAAGAGGAAAGUGAAGAACUGAGUGUAGACAAAAAGGUCCGUCGUAGUGUUCAUACAGAAAUCAGGCCAAAUUCAUGCACUUUGUGUGGAAAGAGUUACAAACAGCUGUCACAUUUAAAACAACACCAGAGGACUCACACCGGAGAGAGACCGUACACAUGUGAUCAAUGUGGGAAGAGUUUCAACCAACCAUCAACCCUUAAUCAACACAUGAAGACCCACACUGGAGAGAAAACACACAAAUGUGAUCAAUGCGGAAAAACAUUUUCAAGGCCUUCAGAGCUGAAGAGACAUCUUAGAGUUCACACAAAGGAGAAGCCUUACUCAUGCUCUGAGUGUGGAAUAAGUUUUAGUCGUCUGUCAAAUUUAAAAGAACAUCAGAAGAUCCACGCUGGGGUUAAAGAGCAUAUUUGCUUUGAGUGUGGGAAGAGUUUCAAUAGAGCUCAAGUACUGAAAAUACACCAGAGGAUCCACACCGGAGAGAAACCGUACAAGUGUUCACACUGCGGCAAGACAUUCAACCAGUUACAAAACCUGAAAUCACAUCAGAGGACUCACACUGGAGAGAAACCGUACAAGUGUUCACACUGCGACAAGACAUUCAGUCAGUUACACACUCUGAAGUCACAUAAGAUGAUCCACACUGGAGAGAGACCGUACAAGUGUUCACACUGCGACAAGACAUUCAGUCAGUUACACACUCUCAAAUCACAUAAGAGGAUUCACACUGGAGAGAAACCGUACACAUGUACUCGCUGUGGAAAGAGUUUCAAACAAUCAUCACAUUUUCAUCAGCACACGAGGAUCCACACUGGAGUGAAAACACACAAAUGUGCUCAGUGCGACAAAACAUUUUUGAGGCCUUCAGUGCUGAAGAGCCAUCUCAGAGUUCAUACAAAGGAGAAAUCAUGUUCUUCAGCUCCAUCAGAAACUCAAAUGUUUUGGCUUGUCAGAAUUAUUUUAAUUAGCCGCGUUGGAAAAAAAAACCGCCUUUGCGACAUCCGUCCACCUCAACGUGAUGACGUCAGCCAUUACGCGUUCUGUCAACGUCGAGUCUUCUGGGCUGAGGAAAAAAAUCUUCUGAGCUCUGCCGCCAUCAGUGAAAGACAAAGACAGAGUUUAUUGAAGGACAGUGAGAAGAUGAGUGAUCCAGAACCCUGCAGAAUUAAACAGGAAGACACUGAAGAACUAAUAGAUGUGAUGGUGAAGGAGGAGAGGGAAGAACUGAGCGAAGAUGAGGAGAAACAUCAGGUCAAAAGUGAAAGUGAAACUCAAUCAGAGACUGAAAACAGUAUUUUAAUGAAAGAAACAGCCGCAAAAGAUUUGACCUGCACUCUGUGUGGAAAGAGUUUGGGGCGCAAAUAUGAUCUCAAGCGUCACAUGAGGAUCCACACUGGAGAGAAACCUUACAAGUGUUCCCACUGCGAGAAGAGGUUCAAUCAUUCAGGAUACCUCAAAAUACACGAGAGGACUCACACCGGAGAGAAACCGUUUCACUGCACUGCUUGUGGAAAGAGUUACACACACUCAUCUUCUCUACAGACACACACUAAAAACGUUCACAAUCUGAUUGUGGUGGAGGAGAGUGAUGACGUGAGUGAAGAUGAGGAGAAACAUCAUAAUAAAAGUGAUGAAAAAACUCGAUCAGAGAUUGAGGAUAGUAUUUUAUUGAAAGGUUUGACCUGCACUCAGUGUGGAAAGAGUUUUUGGCACAAAUACCAUCUCAAGCUUCACAUGAGGAUCCACACUGGAGAGAAACCUUACAAGUGUCCACACUGCGACAAGAGAUUCAAUUUUUCAGGAAACCUGAAAACACACUUGAGGACUCACACCGGAGAGAAACCGUAUCACUGCACUGCUUGUGGGAAGAGUUUCUCAGAUUCAUCUACUCUACGAAGACACACAAAAAACUAUCACAACCUGAUGAUUAAAAAGGAGGAAAGUGUCCAUUCCAAGGAGAAGCCACACUCGUGCUCUUUGUGUGGGAAGAGUUUUAAACAGCAGUCGCAUCUGAGACGACACCAGAUGGUCCACACCGAUGAGAAGCCGCACAAAUGUGAUCAAUGCGGCAAAGUGUUUCAGAGGAAUUCAGACCUGAAGAACCAUCUCAGAGUUCAUGCAGACGAGAAGCCGUACACGUGUUCUUGGUGUGGAAAGUUCUUUUCCUAUCAGUCGCACUUGAGGCAGCACCAGAUGAUUCACACCGGAGAGAAACCGUAUAAGUGUUCGCACUGCGACAAGAGAUUCAGCAAGCUGAAUAACCUGAAAUCACAUCAGAGGAUCCACACUGGAGAGAAGCCGUAUACUUGUGCUCAGUGUGGGAAGAGUUUCAGACACUCAUCAUCUAUUAAUCAACACCUGCUGAUCCACAGCAGAGAGAAAACACACAAUCUGAUCAUUACAGCCAUUCAUUUAUGAGGGCUUCAGAUCUGAAGGUCCAUCUUAGGCUCCAUUUACACUAAUGUGUUUUAGUUUGAAAACGCAUGAGUUUUGCUAUUGUUACACCAUCCGUCCACACUACGCCGGAGUUUUCGAGCGCUGAAAACGGAGCGUUUUGAAAACCCUGAAGAGGCCGUUUUCAUUCUAAAGCGCUGCUGCUCCGUCUCAGUGUGGAUGGGGGAAAACGGAGACAUCUGAAAACGGAGGCGGUGCUGCAGUCAUUCGCCUCUCUGAUUGGGGGUUUUCCCCCAAUAUUAAGUACCCUGCACACAGUUAAGACCUGCAUCCUCUCCUUGUAAGUUCAGAAUUUGCAAGUUUGAUAUGGAAAACACUCCUGAGGACGCGGGUAAAUCUUCAAAGGGAACAGUGUACUUUAUAACCUUAUUCACAUCAUCCUGGCUACAUUGUUUUAAUAUAUCUUAAUAAUAAAAUGAAAACAUGAUAUUAUGAGCUGCUAUUUUCAUUUUGAUAUUAAGAACUUAACCGACAGCAGAAAUGUCGAGGCAAAUGUUAACAAAAUUGUUAUAUUUUGUCGUCAAUUUUCAAAGUAACAAAUAAGUUUUUU